Molecule: messenger RNA, 6813 nt
Organism: Epinephelus fuscoguttatus (brown-marbled grouper)
Lineage: Eukaryota; Metazoa; Chordata; Actinopteri; Perciformes; Serranidae
Gene: mypn
Product: myopalladin
Exons: 21
Coding region: 231-5693 (1820 amino acids)
Source: RefSeq, a predicted model, not a curated record
UGUUGCUACUUGUACUGGUGACAUGUUUCCCUAGCUACACGGCUCCAUAUUUUCACAAACUCCAAGGUGAACUCUGUGCGAUUAAACCCGGGAAGGCUGGGCAGCUGCCUGUGUCCAAGAUUUCCCCAGGUGGCAGCCACCGGAAGACCGGAGUCUCCCUCUUUGAGCACAGGUGCACUCUGAGGAUUUACCAGUCCUUCACAGGGGGCCAGCUGGGUUUAUUCUGAAGGAUGCAGGAAAACAACAUUGACCAGCCGCCAUCACUGUCUCAGCUCCUAAGAGAGAGCUACCUGGCAGAGGCCAGAGCCCAGCAGCGGCACAGUGAGAUGAGCCGCUCGGACGCUUCCUCCUCACGUCUUCAGAUUUAUGGCUCACUCAAAGGCAAGGCUGAGGACUCAGUGGGUCACAAUGAGCCCCAGUUACCAGACCUCUCAGCCUUCCUCAGUCAAGAGGAGCUGGAUCAGAGUGUGAACCUGGCCCGCCAGGCCAUCGGACAUGAGCCACGAGAGGAGAGGGCAGAGGUCAAGGCCUCUGUCGUGCCGUUAACCCACUCCAACAUCUCAGCCUCAGCCUAUUCCUCUGAACCCCCAUCUAUUCCCUUUGCUGCUCCUUUUGCCGCCACAUCUGCUGUGCCUUUCACCCAACCAGCCCCUGAACUCAAAGAACUGCCAGCUGUACACACAACAUUCACAUCAGACAGAAAGAUGCACAAAGCAUCCACACGGCAGGAAAACAUGAUCAGGGACGCAAGGGACUCUGCUGAGGGGUUCAACGACUUUAACAGGUCAGCAAGGAACGCCCCGUACGGCCCAGAGACCCAGUCCAAGAAGGAGUUCCUCAACAAGGCAGCGGACUUCAUUGAGGAGCUCUCCUCUCUCUUCAAGGCCAACAGCUCCAAACGGGUACGACCAAGAGCGUGCAAAUCCCACAGGAGUAGGACCCAGAACAAGAGCCAAAAUGAUGGGACAGUUUAUCCCAUCUGUCCAGACAACAGGGAGCGCUCUGCCAUGCCCGCAGAGGUGGAGAAGGAAAGAUCCAGCCCUGUUGUCAGCCACUACCCAGAGGCCCGGCUGGACUCUGGGAUUGGGCGUGUGGAGUUUCAGGACAGCAGGAUUACUGAGGGGCAGCAGUAUGACUCUGUUUUCCAGGAGGUGGAGGAGGAGGAGGAGGAAGAGGUGGCUGAAAGCUGUGCCCUGACAGAGACUCCAUACCCGGCGGAGCCUGCGUGUGAGCCUCCUUGUUUCAUCCAGAAACUGAAAAGUAGGGAGGUUCCAGAGGGCAGCAAGGUCCAACUGGACUGCAUUGUGAGAGGACUCCCUGUGCCUGAAGUCCGGUGGUUUUGUGAGGGCAAGGAGCUGGAGAACAGCCCUGACAUUCAGAUCAUCACUAACGGCGAGCUGCACUCUCUGAUCAUCGCUGAGGCCUUCGAGGAAGAUACCGGGCGCUACUCAUGCUUUGCAUCUAAUUUCUAUGGCACUGACUCCACGUCAGCUGAGAUCUAUGUCGAAGGUGCCUCCUCAUCAGAUUCGGAGGGGGAGCAGCACAUUGAACAUGUAGCCCAGCUACAGAAAUCUACACCUCCAUCAAAGAGUCAGACUCCCUCUGUAGAAGAGCGCGAUUCUCCGUCAUCCCAACCUGCAGCAGCCACUGAAGAGCCAGUAGAGCAGCUCUCCUCUCCACCAACUAACCAAAUAAUCCCAGAACCUUUCCUACCAGUCUGGACAUCAGCCACCAUACUUCCUGUUCAGGAGCCCCCUACAACAUCUGUGGCAUCCACAGCACAACCAGCUCAGGAGGAAGCAACAGUGUCACCUGUGCAGGUGUUUCCUUCUUUGUCACCUGGUGAUACAGAGGUCUCAGAAUCCCAGGAGGUGCCUGUCACAUCCACACCACCACCAGUGCAGACAGCUGCAGCGAUAGCUACAUUGCUGCCUUUGAACUCAGUGGUCUCCACUGUGCUGCCUGUCCUGUCAGCUCCAACACAAACACCCCAACCUGAGAGUCAAACCUCCAACCACAACUAUCCACAAGGGUUGAACAGCCAAUCUAUCAUGGCUGCCCCAGUAUUCACAAAGAGCCUGCAGGACCUCCAUGCCUCAGAAGGCCAGCUGGUGGUGCUAGAGUGCCGUGUGAAAGGGGUGCCGUCCCCUCGAGUGGACUGGUACAGAGAUGGAAACAUCAUAGAGGACUCUCCUGAUUUCAGGAUCCUGCAGAAAAAGCCCAGAUCUCCAACUGAAUCAGAGGAAAUAUGCACUCUGGUCAUUGCUGAGGUCUUUCCUGAAGAUUCGGGGAUGUUUACUUGUACAGCAAGCAACAAGUAUGGAACCGUGUCCAGCGCUGCUGCUCUAAAGGUCAAAGGCAAUGGCAGCAACAGCCACGUGAGGCCUUUCAGCAGUUUGACAGUAGAGCCCAAUCGCAUCCAUGAACCUUCAUCAGCUCCCACUGUGAACCCUCAACUAGAGGUUACUGUGACCAACAGCAUCAAGCCCCACUCCAGCACCAUUCGCCUAGACCCGCUUAUCUCUAGCACCGUGCGCCUAGACCCCUUGAGCACCAGCACCCUCCGUUUGGACCCAAAUGGCUCCAGCAUGUUGCGUCCAGACCCCCUUCGCACCAGUCUACCCAGUUUGGAACCCUCCAGCCUAAGCAGCAGCUCCGGCCUCAACUCUCGCAGCAGCAGCACCCCAAACUUAGACCCCCUCUAUGUCCACCAGAACCCUCCUAGAUCCAGUGGAGCACAUCCAGAACCACAGAGCGGCAGACAGGUGCUCUCACACCCAAAACCCUUCAUUUCUCCAUUUGCAGUUGAGGCUUCAACUGAACAGGAAGUGUCCAGACCUGUAGUGACAUCGCCUGACACAAGCCCCAAAGUUAAGGGAACCCCAAACCACCAGAAUGGGAGCAUUAUUGUGGUGCCCCUCCCGGAUCCGCCUCCUAACUCCUGCCUAAAGACGGGCAACCAGACGAACCACAAAGACUCCAGAGUCGGCCUGCGUGUGCACUUUAAACUGCCCGAGGAUGAAGAGGAUAAACAGAGUGAUGCAUCCAGUCAGUGUGAUGAUGACACCACCUUGUUGGCUAACAAAGAACCCCCACCAGUGCUGGCUAAACCCAAACUGGACCCGGCCCAGCUCCAGCUUCUGCACAACCAGGUCCUCAUGGAGCAGCAGCAGGACACUGAGCCUCAGACCCACAUCCGCACCCCCACCCGGCCUCAGUCCCAACCCCAACUCCAGAUUCAGAUCCAGCCUGAGGUCCAAACCUCCAGCGAAGGUCCACUGUGGUCACCCAGAAUGCACCGUGAACCCCAUCCGCCGCCUUUCCAGACCUACGUUAACACCACAACAUCCCUGCAGCAGACGCCUCACUCUGCACCUCCACUGACCACCGCUCCCCCUGCACCCUCUCUGAGCUCUGCUCCAGCACUCAGCACCACCUUUUCACCUCCUCUCAACACUUCUCCUUUUAGCUCCCCUCCUUCAAUCCCUCAGCUAAACACUUCCUCCCUGGUGACCUCCCCUCCACCUGCCCCACAGCUGAAAACAGCUCCUCCUCUUAGUGUAGCUCCCGUAACCCAGAUGAACACCAUCCAUGCCUCUCACAUCAACCUGUCCCCUGCAGCUCUUGCCAAAACUGCCCCCACACCCCAAUUUUUCUCUCCUCCUGCACCAAAGCUUACUACAGCCCCUACAGAGCCAACCCCAGCCUUACAGCAGCUUACAUCUCCUACUCCUCUACUGAGAAGCACCCACGCCUCUCUCAUGAACCUCACCGCCACCUCCCACACUUUCAACUACACCCGGCCUAAAGAGUUCAUAGCUGCUCAGACCUUCUCACCAGUCAGGAGUCCCUCCCCAACAGAAUCACCAGUCCCUCUGCUCCAAGAGCUGGCCGCCGAGCUCAGUUCCUCUGCAGCUAGCUCCCCUACUCUACCACCAUUCUCCCCCCCACCCAGGAUCUUCCCCACGAGGGUGCUCAAGUCUCCCACCAGCCCUCCUUCGCUCGUGUCCUCACCUACACCAGUGUCGGGGUCUUUACUAAACAGUGUGUUCGCCAUACGAGCUCAGUCGCCUCCCCAGGCCUCCUCACCCACAUCCAGCAGCUCCACCCCUAGCCCCAUUCAAAACCCUGUGGCGUUCCUGAGUGCCGUCCUGCCAUCACUGACCCCGAGUCCACUCACCAACUCAAUGGGCCUGCCAAAAGGCGCUCCUUUAGGGCUAAAAAAGAAUGUACCAAAGGUGCGCCGCCCGUCCAUUGAAGACAUUCGUGAAAGCAAAGAACUUCUCCUCCAUGACAUCGAGAAAAAGCUUCGAUUUAGAGAGGACACAAUAUAUCUUGCACAUCAACAGAAGCUGAGUUAUGAGGGGAAAACAGCGAGCAGACCCCUUGGACCAAUCAUUCCUGCUACUGUCAUUAACUAUGAUGAGGAGUACAAAGUGUCCAAUUUUGAGCAGAGACUAAUGAGCGAGAUCGAAUUCCGUUUGGAGCGGACGCCAGUGGAGGAGUCAGAUGAUGAGGUGCAGCAUGAUGACGUCCCGAGGGGAAAAUGCAUCGCCCCAAUAUUUGACAAGAAACUGAAGAAUUUUAAAGCCAUGGAAGGCGGGCCUGUCACUUUCUCAUGUAAAGUCGUGGGAAUCCCUUUUCCAAAGGUUUACUGGUUCAAGGAUGGCAAGCAGAUCUUGAGGAGGAACAUCCAUUACAGGAAGAUAAGAGAGGGGGAUGGGACCUGUGCUCUGCAUAUAGAGUCCACGACCAAUGACGACGAUGGCAACUACACCAUCAUGGCAGCUAAUCCACAGGGACGAAUCAGCUGCUCGGGUCAUUUGAUAGUCCAAACGGGACCUCCCCGAAACAGACUGACACCUAUUCACUCUCAGAGGGUGCGAGCCCGCAUACAGGAAGUUGAAGGUGAGCAAACGCAAGAGCGUUUUUUUCGGCCUCACUUCCUCCAGGCUCCGGGGGACAUGCUGGCUCACGAAGGACGACUGUGUAGACUAGACUGUAAGGUAAGCGGCCUCCCCAACCCAGAGCUGAUGUGGUUGGUCAAUGGGAGGCCAAUCUAUCCAGACUUUUACCACAAGAUGUUGGUGCGGGAGAAUGGCAUCCAUUCUCUCGUCAUUGAUCCUCUGACACAAAAUGACGCCGGCACAUACACGUGUAUUGCAAGCAACAAAGCAGGACAGAGCUCCUUUAGUCUAGAGCUGAAAGUUGUGGAGAAAGAGAUGAAGCACCCUCCUGAGUUUGUGGAGAAGCUGCAGAACAUGGGUAUUCCUGAGGGGACUCCAGUCAGGCUGGAGUGUCGGGUGGUGGGGAUGCCCCCUCCAGCCAUCUUCUGGAAGAAAGACAAUGACACCAUUCCUAAAACUAGGGACAGAAUCAGCAUGUCCCAGGAUUCAACAGGAUAUGUGUGUCUCCUUAUCCAGCCGACAACAAAGGACGAUGCUGGCUGGUACACAGUGUCAGCAAAAAACGAUGCUGGAGUUGUAUCCUGCACCUGCAGGCUUGAUAUCUAUGCACAGUGGCAUCAGAGCAUCCCUGCACCCAUGAAAAAGACUCAGCGCACGGGCAGCCGCUAUGCAGCUCUGACAGGCCAGGGGCUCGACAUCAAGUCAGUUUUCCCCACCUCAGAGACCAACCCCAUCCUGUUCUCCAGCUCCCCUCCUGAGGUCAUGCUGGAGAGUGAGGAGCUGUGACGCUGCAGCACAGUGACCCUCAGAGGCCUCCCAGCACACGCUACGACCUCUCUGAGGUCAAAACAGUAGAGGGCUAAAAGAGUGAUCCGAGCAUUGUCAUGUGAUUUGUGUGAUGCAUUUGAAGUGAUACACUCAGAGUAGAAUGGCAAAGAAUUACUGUGUUAAAGCUAUCAGCAUUGAUAGUGAGUUUGUCACCAUUCCUAUUUAUUCAAGUCAUAUGAAGAGUGUUUUAAAUACAGGAAAAAAAAAAAAAAAAACAGAUUUGCAAAGUCUUAGCUCUUGAGCCAUCAGUGGAGUUGAAUAGUGUUCUCUGACAGGUUUGAAUGACACACGUUUGUUUUCUACAUCAUAUUUAGCUACGAUAGUGAGGCUGAGUGUUAGUGGUAACAUCUGUUCUUAAUUGUUAGUCCUGUUCUCGAAGUGGUACAAGCACUGCUUAAUUUUAUUGCAAAAAUAUAGAUAUACCUGUAUUGGUAGUAAUAGUUUCUUUUAAAGUUUAUAUAUAAAAAAAAGUAGUUUUAAUUUAUUGUUUAUUACUAAUCAGAGAUAGUUUACAGUAUAAUAAUAGACAUUUGAAUGUGCCAUUUAGAUCAGUUUAUUUAAGUGGCUCCAGCAAGAUAGGAUUCUUUCUACAUUUACCCAAGUCAUUUAUUGGUUCACAUUUUUUGCACCAUUUUUUCAUGUGCUUGCAUGAUAAAGGCUGAUGAAGAUGCAAUAUUAUAUAACAGAACAAACACACUAUGGCUGCUCACAGUCAUAAUAAUAACAUGCUGUUAGUUGACUCGUGGUUAGUGGCUGACACAAAAACUGUUGUGAUUUUUUUGCUUUCAGGUGAUUUAAUUCAUCUUUGUAUUGACAAAGAUUUAUCUCGACCGCAUCUAUAGAUGGAGCUGCAUCACCAGAGGAAUGAGUCACAUGAGACGAAAGUCUCUGUUGGCUUCACUUUAAAAUGACACCAACAAGUCACACGUAUCCUACAGAGGUUAUUACUGAACUCUGAAUAACAUAAAUUCAAGUCGUUUUGAAAACAUAUGAAAGAAAAGCACAUAAUCAACUGAUGUAAAGUUGCACAUUGUAAAAUAGUUUUGUCCUUCUCAGAAUAAAGUUAUAUUUAUUAAAA